Podospora bellae-mahoneyi is the source of this 1105-nucleotide messenger RNA. RefSeq lists its product as uncharacterized. The record is from RefSeq and is a predicted model, not a curated record. Lineage: Eukaryota; Fungi; Ascomycota; Sordariomycetes; Sordariales; Podosporaceae. The transcript has 2 exons. The coding region runs from base 863 to 1105 and encodes 80 amino acids.
CAUCGCCCUCCCUCCUUCUCCCUUAGUCAUACAGUAAACUCGGUAUAGCCCACAUAGUACCUUCUCAAGGCGCCCGGGUCUUGAGCUGGACACCGUGCCACUCCUUGACCAGGUCCCCCAGCGCGGCGUUGACCAGCCUCUGCUGCUUGAGCAUGUUCAACCCCCUGAACUUCUCAGAAGAAAUGUCGAUGCCGUACAUGGAGCCGCACCCGCCAGAGAUGUCUUGCACCAGGAGCUGGGUCGGCGCAAACUCUGCCACGAGUAUAUCCCACACUUGUGCUUCUCCCUCUGUCAAGUCUUCUGGUCUGGGAAGAGCUGAAGGGGGCUCUGAGGACUGGGAGGCGGAAGCUGCGCUCUCUGACGAGUAGAGCCGUUGUGCAUGGCCUGCGAUUCGUGGGAAUUGGUGUUGGGGGCGAGCGGGGAUAGCGAAGUUGGUAGUGAUUGCUGGUGCGCAGCGGGUGGUGGCGGCAAAAAGGGUUCGCUUCGGGACGGUGGAGGGGAGCCUUUGGGCGAGACGGGCGCGCAGACAGGUACGGCAGAUCAUAAUGGGCAAUCUUUGGGUCUAACGCUGUGAUAUACUGAAUGGCAGCGUAGUAGCGGUUGUGUGGCCGAGACGUGCUUGUAUGGGGGGCUGACUCGGAUCAAAAUGCGUGAAUGCCUUCAAAGAAAAAAUGACAAUGCAGCAGACAGGCCGAGAUGGAAAUUCCAGAAAACCGUUUGGCAAUUCAAUUGCUUGGCUGGGAAAUAAACGGCCUCUGAUUGGAUGCCAACGGUUCGUGAGACCCCACCCCCUCCGCGUCCCCCGCGAUCUCCGGGGCCAGCAACCUGAUGGCCCCCACUUUCAUUCUUGAACCAUCCCGCCAUGUCGAACAACAACCACAAUCUCGAGAAUGAUGUGCCUAAACAAGCAAUCAACGGUCUGCGUGUAUACUCAAUAUACAAGCCGCUUCAGGAUUGUUGUGAUGCUACUUGGGCUUACACCUUCCAAUACAGGCGAGCAAAAGAGACCUCCGACUCCAACUGGCAGGCAUUCUCGUUCCACCGAUGCAGCAUAAGCCACCAGAACGUUGCUCUCUCGAUGUCCGAAGCGGAGGAAACAGGCUAA